UCAAUCCUGAAUGCUAGAUGGCGUUUGUGUUUCUUAUUUCUUUAUCACUUUGCAACCAUGGCCGAAGAUGCACAGCGCCGUGUUGAGUCUGCUCUCUCCAAUUUCGUCGAUGAAAUCGAAAAAUCCAAACUUCGAAAGAUGCAGCAGAACUCACCUCUAACAACCGGACUCAGAUCUAAUUCGCUAAUAAAAGGAGGUGCUUCAUCGUACUCCACUCCAAAUGAUCGGAAGGAGAAUAGAAUCGCUCUGGUGGACUUGUCGUCUAGCGUCGAUAUAGGCCAAAUAGUAGAAGAAGAUAUCAACGAAAGGAUGGCUCAUUUCUAUGUCUACGCUACUAAACUUCAGUCAUUAGCUUCUUCCGGUCGAAGCAUGGGAUUGGCCUCUGGUUUUCUUGAUAUGAAAGCUUUCAUGCAUUGGAGUGUUGUAGUUAAAUUCGAGUCGCCGGAAUCCGUUUACACGCUGGAUGCUGACACGUCAGGUGGUCUAACGGGUGCUGAGUUCGUGGUCAAAGUGAAACGCGAAUACCCAGAACAAGUGCAGCGCCAAAUAUUUGUUGGCUCUGUAAUAAUCUCACCCCGAGAACUUAUUCGUCGUGCAAAGGAAGUACGCCUUAACGAGGGCAAGUAUGAUUUUAUCUUUGCCAAUUGUCAAUCGUGGGCACACACAUUUUGUCGUGAAAUAUCACCCGAUUUUGCCAAUAACUUACCUGCUACCAUUGGUGACUGCACGUCUUUGGCUGCAACUGUUGGAGCCACUGUGGUUUCCUUGGGUUUCACUGGUAUGGCCAUUGGAUGGACCGUUUAUAAAACACUUCAAUAUCGAAAAUCGAAACGUGAGUCGCAAGAUAAGGAAGAAUACGAAGACGAAAAUUAGCUUAAACUUGUACCAUUCAAAUCUGCCUUCAAAUACUAUAUUUAGUAUUUAAGUUCUUUACUUUUCAUUGAUCCUUGCCUUCCUUUUCAGUAUUAAGUUUCUGGGUGUGGUAUAUCAAAUUCCUCGGCUUGUGGUAUAAAAUAACCCCUCUGUAAAAACUAAGCUUAAAGUUCUUUCCUUAAAGUUAUUCAGUUCUGAAAA
Daphnia pulex (common water flea) is the source of this 1074-nucleotide messenger RNA. RefSeq lists its product as uncharacterized. The coding region runs from base 58 to 873 and encodes 271 amino acids. The record is from RefSeq and is a predicted model, not a curated record. The transcript is spliced from 3 exons. NCBI's taxonomy places the organism in Eukaryota, Metazoa, Arthropoda, Branchiopoda, Diplostraca, Daphniidae.